CAAAACAACACAGCGUCGACAUAGCAUUUAUGCACUGUGUUCUACGGUAUCUAUUAAACGACCAUGCAGGGUAAAUUUUAUCUUUUCAAAGUCACUCAGUGCUGUGAAUUUAUGUGAAGUGAACUGUAGUUUAAAUUUUUGUGAAGAUGCUUGUUAUUUUGUUGGGGGUUCUUUUGAGGUUAUGUGUUUCUCUUCAUUCAUAUUCUGGUAAAAACAAACCCCCAAUGUUUGGUGACUAUGAAGCACAAAGACAUUGGAUGGAAAUUACCUUAAAUUUGCCGGUAAAAGAAUGGUACAUAAACUCCACCGACAACGAUCUAAUGUAUUGGGGUCUAGACUAUCCGCCACUAACGGCCUACCACAGUUUAUUAUGUGGUCAAAUUGCAGCAUAUAUCAAUUCUAGUUAUGUGGAAUUGUUUAAGUCAAGAGGAUUUGAAUCUGAUGCUCAUAAGCAGUUCAUGAGACUAACAGUGCUUGUGUCAGAUUUGAUUACAUUCGUUCCAGCCAUUGUUUUGUUUUUCAAACUGAGUAAAAGGUUAUACACUACUUAUGGAAAAGAGUUCGGUAUGAGUCCUAAUGAAACGAUGAAAUUCUCUUGUUUAUUAGCAUUAACUUAUCCUGGACUAAUACUCAUAGAUCAUGGACAUUUUCAAUACAAUUGUGUUUCGCUUGGACUCUUUGUAUUUGCUGUCACAGCGAUCAUUGAAGAAAAACAAUUACUAGCUUCCACCUUAUUUUGUUGUGCUUUCCUGUACAAACAAAUGGAACUGUACCAUGCCUUGCCGUUCUUUUUCUAUCUUCUAGGUCAACUGUUUUUGCUGUUUAAGCAAAAAGGAAUACUCAGUGCUGGGAAGAAACUACUUUUGCUCGCAAUUGUUGUCAUAUUUACUGUGACUAUAAUCUGUCUUCCAUUUUUGACGAGCAUUGAUCAAGCAACACAGCUGUUGGUUCGUCUUUUCCCUAUAGCACGGGGGGUAUUUGAAGACAAGGUUGCUAAUUUUUGGUGCAUGAUCAACGUUAUUUAUAAAUUAAAAUCUGUUGUGUCCAACGUAUCAAUGGCCAAAAUUUGUGGAGUUUGUACUCUUGUUGCAGUUGCACCAACCUCAUUCAAUGUUUUUUGGAACUCUUCGCCUCUAAAAUUCAUCUACAGUCUAGUGAAUUCCUCACUAGCAUUUUUCCUAUUCUCGUAUCAAGUUCAUGAAAAGUCAAUUCUUCUAGUUGCUAUACCUGUUUUGCUCAUCCUUCCCUCUGAUCCUAAAACAUGCAUUUGGUUUCUGAACAUCUCUGUUUUUAGUAUGUUGCCAUUGCUGGUAAAGGACCAGUUAUUGGGUCCUUAUAUUGCUCUUACUACUUUCUUCAUUUUAUUAUUUAAUUGUUCUUCUUUUGUCAAACUUCACAAGUCAGCCGUAAAUGUCAAAAGCCCUGGUAGCGUAGUAAAAUAUAUAGUUCACUCUUCUGUUCAACAGUAUUUGUAUCUUGCAUCAAUGUGUGGUUGCUUGGUUUUGACAGUUAGCAUUUCUCUCAUCAGCGCUCCCAAGCGUUAUCCUGACAUUUUCCCCCUGCUUAUAUCUGCUUAUUCUUGUAUACAUUUCUUAGCAUUUUUUGUAUAUUUUAAUGUGAAACAGUGGACAAUUCAUGAAAUAAAAGGGAAGUGGGAGUAGACAUUGAAUUCCAACUCUAGAAGAUUUAGAAAAAAAGAAGCCAAAGAACCAAAGAUUAGGCCUGUUUAUUUACAAGUAGCCUAUGAAGGAUUAAACAAAACCUAGCAAACCUGGGCCUGCUUCUCAGCUCAACGUGGAGCUUCACGUGUGUAGAUUUACUAGAUGACAAUCAAAGGAUUAAAACACUUUGAGAAGACAUUAUUAUUGGAUUGUAUUGUAAUAAGUAAGUUACAGAUGUUAAUAGUGUAUCUAGGUUGUACUGGAGGUUGGAGCCCAUCAGGAUUAAUUUUGUAUAGAGAAUUCAAACCAAAUUAUUUAUUUCUCUUGAAAAAUAUGUUCUGUGAAAUACAUAAUUAGAUAACGGGUAAUUAGGUAGAUACAGGUUUGCAAUAAUUAAUUAGUCUUCCACUGUAAUUACAAAACAAAGGGUACUGUGCUGUUAGUUGCCGUAUAAUUCUGCGGGGAAAAUAAUGUGUGUGUAUUCUCAAAAAGUUAGUUGUUAGGAUUCAAAAAUAAUUCUAAAAACUAAUUUUUACAAUAUUUUUACGACUAAAUUCAUUUUACUACCAAUCACACUGCUGUCGGUUAAGUUAUAUUGCAAAGUUCAGCGUCAAGUGUGAAAUUGUGAGUGAUCAUUCAAAUCAAAUUAUAUUUCAGAAGAAACUAAAAAGAAAUCUUUAUAGAUAGUUAAGUAAGAAAUGUAACAAUAAAUUAAAGCUAUAGAUAGACUAUGUAAUGUAGUUAUAUUUUAACCGCUACUGUAGGGGUCAAUAUCUAAGACAAAAUAUUUUUUUAAAACAUUUUAUUGAAAGAAAUAAUAUUUAGUACCCAUUAAAAAAAAAUUAAACCGAUUUAAAUUACAAUUAAAAAAUAACUUAAUCAACUGUGAGUAGCCUGGACUCAAGAUUUUAAAGGUUGGAGCACACUUGGCAAGUCAAGCGGAAGCGAGGCGCAGCAUCGCAAAGUUUUUCCUCCUGCCUCUCCAGAGGAACCUGUCCCCGCUCCUAAGGAGACAAGAAGAUCCGAAUCAACAUGAGAAGUUCUGAAAACACUAAGAAGGUUCCGAAAAUUCAAAAUACACAAAUUUUGAACAGACCCUGUGCACACCUAGCAACCCGAGAUGCUGCGCCGGCCACACAAAAAACUUCUACUCCGAAUUCUCCAAGCGGAUUCGAGAGGAAGUUUAAACCCGUGCUUCUCUGCAAGUUGCCAAGUGUGCUUCACUUUAUAAUUUCCAUAUAUUUAACAUGUGGUUAAUAUUUUGUGGGAGCCAAAUAUUCAAAUAAUUAACUAUCUGCUGUAGGCCUACAAUAGAUAUAAAAAAUAUGAAUAACGCUGUAUAGACAUCUAAAGACAAGUUACUUAUUUGCAUUUGUCAUGUAUGAGAAUUAUAAAUUUGUCAUGAAUAAGACUUAUACAUUGUUAUACUUUUUUAGUUGUUAUUUAAUAAAUUUGUAUUUUUGUGA
Molecule: messenger RNA, 3127 nt
Organism: Macrosteles quadrilineatus (aster leafhopper)
Lineage: Eukaryota; Metazoa; Arthropoda; Insecta; Hemiptera; Cicadellidae
Gene: gny
Product: probable dolichyl pyrophosphate Man9GlcNAc2 alpha-1,3-glucosyltransferase
Exons: 2
Coding region: 147-1661 (504 amino acids)
Biological process (GO): protein N-linked glycosylation
Cellular component (GO): endoplasmic reticulum membrane
Molecular function (GO): dolichyl pyrophosphate Man9GlcNAc2 alpha-1,3-glucosyltransferase activity
Source: RefSeq, a predicted model, not a curated record